Molecule: messenger RNA, 1550 nt
Organism: Morone saxatilis (striped sea-bass)
Lineage: Eukaryota; Metazoa; Chordata; Actinopteri; Moronidae
Gene: spg21
Product: SPG21 abhydrolase domain containing, maspardin
Cellular component (GO): cytosol; trans-Golgi network transport vesicle
Molecular function (GO): CD4 receptor binding
Source: RefSeq, a predicted model, not a curated record
AUUAUUGUUGAUGAUGAUGAUAGUAAGGUGUGGUCAUUGUAUGAUGCUGGCCCAAAGAGCAUCAGGUGUCCUAUCAUCUUCCUCCCUCCAGUCAGUGGGACAGCUGAGGUGUUUUUCCAGCAGGUGUUGGCUCUGACAGGCUGGGGCUACAGAGUCAUUUCGCUGCAGUAUCCGGUGUACUGGGAUCUAAUGGAGUUCUGUGACGGCUUCAGGAAACUUCUCGAUCACCUGCAGUUGGAUAAAGUCCAUCUGUUCGGGGCAUCUCUUGGGGGAUUCCUGGCUCAGAAGUUUGCAGAGUGCACACACAAGUCUCCCAGAGUGCACUCAUUGAUACUGUGUAAUUCAUUCAGUGAUACCUCCAUCUUUAAUCAGACAUGGACAGCAAACAGUUUCUGGUUGAUGCCAGCUUUCAUGUUGAAGAAGAUUGUUCUGGGGAACUUUGCUAAAGGACCUGUGGACUCUAAAAUGGCAGAUGCAAUUGACUUCAUGGUUGACAGGUUGGAGAGUCUGAACCAAAGUGAGUUAGCAUCGCGGCUAACACUCAAUUGUCAGAACUCUUAUGUGGAGCCGCACAAAAUAAAAGAUGUUGCUGUGACCAUUAUAGAUGUGUUUGAUCAGAGUGCUCUGUCACUGGAGGCGAAGGAGGAGAUGUAUAAACUGUAUCCUAAUGCGAGACGAGCUCAUCUGAAAACAGGAGGAAACUUCCCGUACCUGUGCAGGAGCGCUGAAGUCAACCUCUACAUACAGAUUCACUUACGUCAGUUCCACGGGACAAGAUACGCUGCCAUCAGUCCUGCCAUGGUGAGUGCUGAGGAGCUGGAGGUGCAGGAGAGUCACCUGAGCAGUAACCAGGACUCUGAUGAUGACCAGUGAGACGACGUUUACCUGCAGGCUGUCUCCUCUAAACAUUUCCAACAGUUUCUAUUACUCUUCUCCUGAAUGCAUCAUUUCACAGGACAUUCUUCAGAUUUUCUAUGGAGCUCAACAGCCAAUCAGCGAGUCGACGGAGAAUAUUUUUAUUUUACAGAUGAAGCAAUAUUUUGAUAAUGAUCUGUACAUAAAUAGUGCUGGGCCGCUUUGCUUUAAAAACAUAUGACACCUUGCCUUAUGUGGAUUUAAUCUCAUAAUUGUUGCACUCAUAUGCCUGAACUGUUUGCCUCAAGUGUUAAUUUAGGUGUGUGAUAUAUAACAGAAAGAUAAACAUAUAUCUUAAGGUGUUUGUGUAAUUCAGUGAAAUGAAGUAACAUUUUUUUCCAUUUGUUUUGAUAUACAGGAAAUUGACAUGCUGUGUUAAGUUUGUAAUAACCUUCAAACUCUAGCAGUGUCUCAGCACAUGGAGUCCAUCUAUUGAACUGCCAAAGCUUCAGCCUCUGAAACACAAGUUAGGUUUUUGCAAACUGAAAUUCCAGAGUCACUGUAUGUUUUGUACUGUCAAGCUUCAGAAAAGAACAUCCUUUUAAAAACAGUCACUGCCUUUAAAGUACAAAUGUUUCUUCAUAUAUAAACUGCUGUGGGGCCAUUGGUCAAAAUGCUCUUGCAGCUUUAAGUCA